Messenger RNA from Orcinus orca (killer whale), 2981 nucleotides. It is a transcript of the gene RAB21, whose product is annotated as RAB21, member RAS oncogene family. Gene Ontology annotation, biological process: Rab protein signal transduction. Lineage: Eukaryota; Metazoa; Chordata; Mammalia; Artiodactyla; Delphinidae. The coding region runs from base 240 to 908 and encodes 222 amino acids. The transcript has 7 exons. Gene Ontology annotation, molecular function: GTP binding; GTPase activity. The record is from RefSeq and is a predicted model, not a curated record.
AGGCGGAGAGGGAGUGCUGUUCGCCUUUCCUCGGGUGCCUGACGUGGUGGCUGGGGCCCUUCAUUCUCGGACUUUCCCUCGGCCUUUCCAGGCCUCGCCCGGAGGCGGGAGUGGAGACGGCGCCCGGGGCUGGCAGCUCCGGUGCGGAGGGGCUGCGCCGGCCGCGGCUGUGAAGGCGCUGCGGCGGCUGUGGAGAGCUCGGCGCGGCUCUAGGGCUCCGGCGGCGGGGACGCGACGGGAUGGCUGCGGCCGGCGGCGGCGGGGCGGCGGCCGGGCGAGCCUACUCGUUCAAGGUGGUGCUGCUGGGGGAAGGCUGCGUGGGAAAGACGUCGCUGGUGCUGCGCUACUGCGAAAACAAGUUCAACGACAAGCACAUCACCACUCUGCAGGCAUCAUUCUUAACAAAGAAGUUAAAUAUUGGUGGGAAAAGAGUAAAUCUUGCUAUAUGGGAUACAGCAGGUCAAGAGAGAUUCCAUGCAUUGGGUCCAAUUUACUACAGAGAUUCAAAUGGAGCUAUUUUAGUUUAUGAUAUAACAGAUGAAGAUUCGUUUCAGAAGGUUAAAAACUGGGUCAAAGAAUUACGGAAAAUGUUGGGAAAUGAAAUCUGUUUAUGUAUAGUUGGUAAUAAAAUAGACUUGGAGAAGGAGAGACAUGUUUCCAUUCAAGAAGCAGAAUCGUAUGCAGAAUCUGUGGGAGCGAAACAUUAUCAUACUUCAGCCAAACAGAACAAAGGAAUUGAGGAACUUUUUCUUGACCUUUGUAAAAGGAUGAUAGAAACGGCACAAGUGGAUGAAAGGGCAAAAGGCAAUGGCUCCAGUCAACCAGGAGCUGCAAGGCGAGGUGUACAAAUUAUUGAUGAUGAACCUCAAGCCCAGAGCGGUGGCGGAGGGUGCUGUUCUUCUGGAUAACUGUUCACCCCUAAGGAAUAAAAUAACAAACUGUGGAUCCUUGCCCUCAACACAAAGACUGCCAUAUUCCAAGUCACAUUAUUUUACCAAUGGAAUUAGAGAGUUAACAGUAUUUUAAAUUACGUUUAUAACACUGCAGAGACCUUAAGUGCUAAACUUAGUGGGGUUCGUGACCAGAGAAUUGGCAUUUUCUACACAUGUUAACAAAGCAGUUACCAAUGGCCUUUUUACAUAUUUUUUUUCUUUAACAAGGAGUAAUAUGCAUGUAGAAAAGACCUACUUAAAGGCUUCAUUUAUAUUCUUUUAAAUCAAAUCUUUAUUUAAUAACUUAUAUAUGUUGUUGGAAUGGUAUACAUUUUUGCAGUCCUUUGUAUUUUGUGGUAGUUUGAAUUGUAUCACUUCUAAACAGCAAACUGUUUUUCUUUUUUUUAAAAUUAGCAGAUACCUGAAGUACUAUUUUUGCAGGGUUUGCACAGGCCCCUAACUGUCUACUACACUUUGAUAUAAUCUAUAUUCAUCCUGUAUGCUGAGCUGAUAAAAUACAUUGUAAAUUACAUAUUAAAUAUUUUAUCUGCUUUUACAAGCGCAAGGUGCAAAAAUAUAUACAGUAGUCUCAUUGAUGACUGUAAAGUGAAUUAACAUUUGGUGAUAAUGUCUAAGCUUUUUGACUCUGAUCAUAGCUCCCCUUCACUUUUGUCUUAACUUGAAAGUGGCGUGUUUAAAUUUUCUCAUAUACUUUACUUGAAUUAUUGCUGUUGUCACAUUUUUUGCCUCUGUAAAUCCAUCUAAUGAUUGAGCGACAGCAUUUGCCUUUUGGUUUGGGUGGGGUUUUUUUUGUUCUUUUGUGGGGGGUUUUUUUGUUUGUUUUUUGUUUUCUGGGUUUUUUGUUUGGAUAAAAGAGAUGACUUCUGCUCAUUUUGCUUUAGAAUGGUUACCUUAGAAGUAUUUGAGUGGAGCAUGCUGAGUUUCACUGCUGCAAGGCUUUAGUUUUCUCUUAGGCUUUAUGUGAGAUGGACUCAUUGGUAGGAGAAGAGAGGAAGAAGUCCCAGAUAGUAGCCACUCACCAAGACUCAUUCAUACAGCAUGUUAGUGGUAGCUUCUCCUCCACAGGCAGCACUUUUAGAUCCUUUGUGAGCAAGCUGUUUCUGGUCACUGCUUGCCAGAGAUGAACACAGAAAGCUUUGUUUCAUUUUAUAAGAGCUAUCCUUCUGAGUUUCUUUGAAGGGAAACAUUUCAUGUAAUGAAGUUAUAGCGAACACUGGAAAGAUUUAUUAUAAAAUUAUAUUCUUGUAUACUUUGUAAAUUAGUAUCUCAUUAAGUUUUUUUUUUUUUUUUCUUUCUUUAAGCAUAGGACUGAUAGAAUAGAAUCAGGCACUGCUCAUAGAAGGAACACAAAUUGUGGAAAUUAACAAAUUGUUCUUGUGCUAAUAUAUAUAUUUUUCCAUUUCUGUCAUGCUUGGAAAACUAGUAAAUGUUAUGUCUAAGAUAAAAUGGAAUGGUCCCUGGAUUUACUUCUUAUAAGAUGCAGUAGUAUAUAAUAAAGUUGUUAGCAUGAGCAAUUAAAAGAAUAUAAUGAGGUUAUAGUUACUAAAGAAGUAACUUUCCCAGAUGGGUUAAAGUUGAAUAAAUUGACACCUUGAUGUUAUGAUAUUAGAAUUUUAACUUAGUAUUAAGUAUUCUAUAAGGCCUCAUUUUACCUUCCUUAAUUAUUGUCCUUGUCAAACUCAACACACUGCUUCUCCACUGUGUGUGUUUAGGGAGGGCGGAGUGGAAAGAGUCUUCAGGAAGAUAAGCUAAAAUUGUCUGUGUAGUCUCUUGGUUUCCUGUGAAGUUACUGUUUAUGCAGGAGGUGGAGGGAGGCAGGGGAAAUCAUGAGUACAGAUAAAAGAAAAAAUUGUUUUUGCCCUCCUGGUUCUUUCAGUGGUAGUAAAGAAAGCCUUGUCAUUUCUACUGUUGUAGAUGUAGGUGGGAAAGAAGCUCUUCUCCAUUGGAGUGAAGUAUGUUUUUAAAACUAAUUAGACAUGAAAUUGAGCUUUAUUCCAAAAAAUAAAAUCAUAAAGCCUGAUAAUUGGA